Messenger RNA from Mollisia scopiformis, 1124 nucleotides. RefSeq lists its product as uncharacterized. The transcript is spliced from 3 exons. The record is from RefSeq and is a predicted model, not a curated record. Lineage: Eukaryota; Fungi; Ascomycota; Leotiomycetes; Helotiales; Mollisiaceae. Bases 496 to 1011 code for a protein of 171 amino acids.
CAUCUGAGACACACAUGCAUGAAUUUAAGCGUCCUUCUUCACCGUUACCUGCCACGCGCGGUUCAAAGACAUUAAACAAAAGUAGUAGAAAAGAACUUGAACUGAAGAAGAAAACUUUAACCUUACCCCGCCAAAACUAUUUGCGAGAUCGGCGUUCCCCUCAAUACCAAGACAUCGUUUCGUUGAUCAUAAUGCAAAGUCCCGUCGCCUGCUGGCGUCCAUCCAUCCUUGACCUAGCAAGGCAGAGAAGAAAAAUUCCUUCCUUCGUACCUGAACAAAGAAAAUAUAUCCCUCAAGAGAAAACGUUUGCAUGUGCCAAUGAGACUUUAAAUUCACAAAAAGCAAAAGAUAACAAGAAACUCGCGCUAUCGCUAGAGACAGUUCUCGCGAUAAACUUUUUUUGUGAGAUUUUUUUGGGUUCCGAACCACCCUAAACUGCGACACCAUAUUCUUUGCCGAGGCUCGAGUUUGUGAUUCAGACACAGAGAGAGCAGGAUGUCUGAUCUCUUCAGAAGUGGACGCGGUGGUGCUGGGAAUUUCCAUACCAAGAAUGAUAUCGAGGAGUUGAAGAAAGCUGAAGACCUUGAAUCACAAUCUCAGAUCGACCCAUCCUCAACUAGCAUCAACGACCUCACCCGCAGCAUCUCAGCCACCAAGCCUCCGCCCGAAUACCUUCACACCGGCCGCGGCGGCGCAGGAAACUGGGUCCAACCAAAAGAACUCCAUUCCCAAGGCCUAACACAAGAAUCGACACUAAGCGGCCAAGAUGCCUCUUCGCGCGCCCUAGGCAGCUCGAAACCCACGUAUAGGGGCGGCAGAGGCGGUGCGGGGAACUAUGGCAGUUUCGAGGAGGAAGAGAGGCUGAAGAGGGAGGCGGAGGAGAAGAAGAGGGCGGAGGUGGAGAGGGCGGUUGAGAGGGAUGUGGAGAGUGGGUUGGCGCGGCCGGAGAGGGCUUAUGGGGGAAAGGGGGGGAGUUGGGAGAUGGGGAGUAUGGGUGCGGAGCAUCGAUAGAUGAUGGGUGUGUUUCUCUAGGGGAGUUUGGGGCAUUAUGGAUGGCGUUUGAGAUGGGUGGUUGGAUUGUGUUCUGUAGAUAUGUAUUUUAGAGCAUUUUGAAAACUCUUGGA